CCUGACUAAAGUUUAUAUUUGACUUACUAGCUACGAUUUCUACUUCCGCUUGUCAAAGCUGCUAAAGGAUGAGAAAGAUAUUAUUGUGACAAAGAAGUGAGAGCUGAUGUCACAGCAAUUUUCAAACAUGUUUCGACCAGACAAAGAUCUCAACUCAGGGAUGAUGCCAUCCCAGUCACCGUCGCAAAUGCCGGGAUUUAGUGGUGGCACCAAUUUCUAUGGGCAAGGUACAUUACCACUUCAACAAAGAGCUAUAGGAGGCAAUCACUUCCGAGGGGGGAACAACGCAGGCCACAUCACACCCACCAGCAUGAACCCAGGUUUUCCCAUGGGCUUGCAACAGCAGCAACAGCCACAGCAACAGCAGCAGCAUUCUCCCAACAGUUUAGCUGCCAUUGGUCCCCGGAGUGUGCUUGGGGUGCAAAGUCAGGCAGGGCAAGCCAGUUUAGCCAGUCUACAGAAACGAGCCUUCAGUUCUGCUGGGCCGAUGCAAAACUUUGCUUCAAGUUAUGGUUUUGGAGGGUCAAGAUCAAUUGAUUCUCAUCCAACCAUAGACUUGUCUGACUUUCCGACACUCAGUAGUCGGUCAUCAGCCACACCUAAUCCUCUGCCAACAACGAGGAAUUAUGUGGGCAUGGUCAGCAAACCAGCACAAGACUCAGCGCCAGAGUUCAACAUCACGCAAGAGGAGUUCCCUGCAUUGCCAGGUGCACAAAGGUAACGGUGCUGUUGGGGGUGAUCAGUUAAACAACAAAGAUGGAGUCAAAGGAGAUGGAAAGCCAAUGUUGCAGGCAAAGAGAGGAAUACAGACACAUCCUGAUGGCACGAUAUCCAACAUACCGUCUGGCAUGGUCAUGGAUCAGUUUGGCAUCGUGGGGCUUCUGUCUUUCAUCCGAGCAGCAGAACAAGAUGCGAACAUGGUGGCAUUAGCGCCUGGCAUAGACCUGACCACUCUGGGCCUCAACCUUAAUUCCCCCGAGAAUCUCUACAGCAUGUUCCAGUCGCCUUUUGCUGAGUCUGCGUGCCGUCCUCAAGAUAUAGAUUAUCACGUGCCAGCCGAGUAUUUGACCAACAUGUUCAUCCGAGAUAAGCUGGCUCCCAUCAAGCUGAACCGUUACAGUGAGGAUCUGCUCUUCUACUUGUUCUACAUGAACGGUGGUGAUGUCUUACAACUUGCUGCUGCUGCGGAAUUGUAUAGCAGGGAUUGGAGGUACCACAAGGAAGAGCGGGUCUGGCUGACACGAGCACCACAGUACGAAGUCUUUGGAAAGACAUCCACAUCAGAGAGGGGGACCUACAUAUUCUUUGACGCCAACAACUGGCGGAGGAAUGCGAAAGAGUUCCACCUGGAGUAUGACAAACUGGAAGAGCGGCCAGUGAUUCCCAGCUACAGCUUCAACCAGAUGGGGAGUGUGGGACACUAAGGUGGGGUUGGGGGGGGGGGGGCAAUUUCCAGUCUUCAGAGUCUACUGUCACGUGUGUGGAAUAGUCAAGCUGAUGUCUGCUGAUGUUCCAGAAAUAUCGCCAGAUAUUCGUGGUGAGCUGAGGAAGUAAAUGCUCUGAAAAUGAAAGUCACGUUUUUGUUUCACAGGUGUAUGAAAGAGUGGAUAGUCAUCAGAAAGUCAGGACAUGCGAGAUGGGGUAAGAGUGGAGAGGUCAAAACUGUUGUGGAUACGGAAGAAAUGACAUGGUUGGGUACAGAGAAUUACCCUCUCUGAGAUUCAGUGGAUUGAUCAAAGACCGUAAUUGUUCUGUUCUUUACUCUCGGCCAAUGCCACGCCCAAGGUGAUAUGGAGCUGUGUGGUAAUAUGCAGCCCAUUGUGUAGCUGAUUUGAUUACUGGAUCUACAGCAAGCUGGUGGGUUUCCUGUGAAAAGACUUGUGUGCUCUUUCAUUUCACUGUGGUUGUGUUUAAAACUUGAUAGGUUUGGAGCCAGUUUAUAUUGCUGUGAAAUGGGAUUGUAUUUUUUGCCCUCCGCUGUAUGCUUGAUAUUGUUCGUCUUCAUAGAGUGGCAAAAUAUUUUACAUGAAAGUGAAAGCAGCACUGUGGAUGCGUAGACAUGUCGAGGAUUUUGCUUCGGGUAGUGUGAGAUGUUAUUUUAAAUAGCAAAUGUCACAGUUUUAAGUAUGGGCACACCUUUCUGUCACCUCACAGCCCCAGGCCAAGAAAGUCGUACUGCUGUGUGAAUAUUAUUAUGAUAGAUUUUUAGGUUUUGUUACAGGGUAUACAUGUGACAGUAGGUACAAGUGAUCAUGAGUGAGCUGACUUUUGCUCUUCAUAAACCGAUAUCAUCAAGGUACAGUAGUCUCCACCUAAACGCACAGUGCUCGGGGGGGGGGCUUUAGCGUGUGUUUAUACGGAGCGUG
Molecule: messenger RNA, 2366 nt
Organism: Aplysia californica (California sea hare)
Lineage: Eukaryota; Metazoa; Mollusca; Gastropoda; Aplysiida; Aplysiidae
Product: CCR4-NOT transcription complex subunit 2
Biological process (GO): regulation of DNA-templated transcription; regulation of stem cell population maintenance; nuclear-transcribed mRNA poly(A) tail shortening
Cellular component (GO): CCR4-NOT core complex; P-body
Source: RefSeq, a predicted model, not a curated record